Stomoxys calcitrans (stable fly) is the source of this 1638-nucleotide messenger RNA. It is a transcript of the gene Prp31, whose product is annotated as U4/U6 small nuclear ribonucleoprotein Prp31. Bases 45 to 1553 code for a protein of 502 amino acids. Gene Ontology annotation, cellular component: U4/U6 x U5 tri-snRNP complex; precatalytic spliceosome; U4 snRNP. The record is from RefSeq and is a predicted model, not a curated record. The transcript is spliced from 7 exons. Gene Ontology annotation, biological process: spliceosomal tri-snRNP complex assembly; mRNA splicing, via spliceosome. NCBI's taxonomy places the organism in Eukaryota, Metazoa, Arthropoda, Insecta, Diptera, Muscidae.
CAACAAUUUAUUCCACUUAAAAAAGGACAUAUCUAGUUCCCGCCAUGUCUUUAGCCGACGAACUUUUAGCCGAUUUAGAGGAUGAUAAUGACGUCGACGAUGAUUUGGCCAUGGAGGAGGAAAUUUCGGAAGAUGUACCAGAAGAGGCUGAACAGUUUCUAAAACCAACGGUAAAUAAUCUCAUGGAAGUGGAUGUGAAAGUAAAUUCCAUUAGGGAGCUUUGUAAACUCAGGGACUCGGAUAGAUUGCAGAAUAUCUUAAGUCUAAUUGAUAAUUAUUCGCAACGUCAGCGCACUGCUUCGGAGAUGCUGGGAAAUGUAGAAUCUGAUCCCGAGUAUAGGUUGAUAGUAGAUGCCAACGCUUUGGCAGUUGAAGUGGAUAAUGAAAUAUCCAUUAUCCACAAGUUUGCCAAGGAGAAAUAUCAGAAACGUUUUCCCGAAUUGGACUCACUGAUUGUGGGAGAAAUUGAAUAUUUGCUAGCUGUUAAAGAAUUGGGAAAUGAUUUAGAUCAAGUCAAGAACAAUGAAAAGUUACAGGCCAUACUAACACAGGCAACAAUUAUGAUUGUUUCAGUGACUGCAUCUACCACACAGGGCACUGUCUUAACCCCUAAUGAAAAAGCUCAAAUAGAUGAGGCUUGUGAAAUGGCCAUAGAACUCAAUAAUAUUAAAACCAAAAUCUAUGAAUAUGUUGAAAGUCGCAUGACAUUUAUUGCCCCAAAUCUUUCAAUGAUAGUGGGCGCAUCUACUGCAGCCAAGCUUUUGGGUAUUGCUGGCGGUCUUACAAAACUUUCCAAAAUGCCGGCUUGUAAUGUUCAGGUACUCGGUUCCCAAAAGAAAACAUUAUCGGGGUUUUCAAAAACUCAAAUGCUUCCCCACACAGGCUAUGUGUUCUUUUCACAGAUUGUACAAGACACUCCACCGGAUUUAAGACGUAAAGCAGCUCGUUUGGUAGCUGCCAAAGCUGUGUUGGCUGCCCGCGUAGAUGCCUGCCAUGAAUCGGUACAUGGUGAAAUUGGGUUAAAAUUCAAAGAGGACAUUGAGAAAAAGUUGGAUAAACUACAAGAACCACCUCCAGUGAAAUUUAUAAAACCUUUGCCCAAACCCAUAGAAGGUAGCAAAAAGAAACGUGGUGGCAAGCGGGUUCGCAAAAUGAAGGAAAGAUAUGCCUUGACUGAGUUCCGCAAGCAUGCAAAUAGAAUGAACUUUGGUGAUAUCGAAGAGGACGCCUAUCAGGAUGAUUUGGGUUACUCUCGCGGUACCAUAGGUAAAACAGGAACUGGCCGCAUACGCCUCCCUCAAGUUGAUGAAAAGACUAAAGUACGAAUUAGCAAGACUCUCCAAAAGAAUUUGCAAAAACAACAGGUUUAUGGAGGUAGUACAACAGUGAAAAGGCAAAUUGUCUCGGGUACGGCUUCUAGUGUAGCCUUUACACCUCUACAAGGUUUGGAGAUUGUCAAUCCCCAGGCAGCUGAAAAAUCCCAAGCUGAAUUGAAUGCCAAAUAUUUCUCCAAUACAUCGGGCUUUUUGUCAGUUGGUAAACGGACAACAUAAGUCACAAACACUUUUCUUUAUUACAAAAACAAUGAAAAUACAAUAAUUAAUCAAUAAAAGAACUUCAAUUAUAAUAAACAUAGAA